Dromiciops gliroides (monito del monte) is the source of this 6552-nucleotide messenger RNA. It is a transcript of the gene ARMC2, whose product is annotated as armadillo repeat containing 2. The record is from RefSeq and is a predicted model, not a curated record. Gene Ontology annotation, biological process: cilium organization; sperm axoneme assembly. NCBI's taxonomy places the organism in Eukaryota, Metazoa, Chordata, Mammalia, Microbiotheria, Microbiotheriidae. Gene Ontology annotation, molecular function: protein binding.
CGCUCUAGAGGUCUUCCCCCCUCCGCUCUCUCCAGGCUUCCCCGGCCUGUCUGUGCCCUGGCUUCAGCUGCUGCCUCCGCCUCCGCUGCCGCCGCUUCCGAGAGGCUGGAAAAAUGAGCUGAGCCUUAGUCGCCGACGUUUCCAGCGCUGACUACAGUGUGUGGUGUGCUUCCCGAAGGGUACUUUGCCUUAAAAAAGAAAGAUGCAGUCUUCACAUGAUAAAAAGUUAGAAAAACUGGACCCAUUUUAUAGACGUUCAUUAUCCAAGCAGAAGACCAGUGCAGAGAUCAUCAAUGAAGCACGAAAUGCAUUAAGGACAGUUAGAACUCAAAGACCAUUUACACCACGUGAAGAUCAAAGAAAACUUUUUGGACCUGCAUCUUCAAGAACAGCCGAUAAUAGACCUCCUUCUUCUUUUAGCCUUCAUGCUUCCAGCUUUGAAUCAUCUGAUUCAAGACCAAUUUCUGGUACUCGUCUCAGUCCACUAGAGCUUAAACCUAAAGUUCUUGCAUCUCUAUCUAAAGAAGAUGAAGCUUCUAUUUCCUUUCCUAAACCUCCAGUGGACCCCGUGAAGAUUAGAAGAGUAAGCAGUGCCCGUGCACGUUUAUUCAAGGCAUCCUCUCAGGGAAAUCUCCUUCCAGACAAACUAUUUCAUCUUGAUGAGUCAAAGAAGAGACUGAAAUCUGAAAACACCAUUAUCACCGGGGAUUCUUCAUUUAAAAUAAAUGGAAUUUGUCUGACAGAAUUAAAUUCCAUUGGUCAUUUUAACACCCAUAACCCUCAAUUAACACAUGAUGGAGACCUAAAUGAAACCAAUGAACAGGCUAUUUUGAAAGGGAAAGCACCAUCAACAGCAGCCCAUCUCAGAAGUGGAGGUGACCCUACAAAAAGACGUGCCAGGGCUUCAUCAUGUCCGGUCAGUACUAACAAGAAUACAUUGGAAUCAAACAAAGUUUCAGAGGUUCAGAGGAGCUUGGAAGAAAUUGAGACAGAAACAGAAACGGAAGAGGAAGAAGCCUUUUGGAGUACAAGAAUCUUCCAGAUCUUACAUGAAUUAGAGAAGGAAGACAAUAUUGAAAAUUUUUGUGCCGCCUGCACCCAGCUUCAUCAAGCUUUAGAGGAAGGAAGCAUGCUUGGAAAGAGAUUUAAGAAAAGGAGUGUACUUCUGAAGACCUUAUAUAAACUAGUUGACGUUGGUUCAGACCUUACUGCCCUAAAACUUGCGAAAAUUAUUCUAGCUCUUAAAGUAAGUGGAAAGAAUCUUCUCAAUGUCUGCAAACUCAUAUUUAAAAUUAGCAGGAGUGAGAAGAAUGAUUCUCUCAUCCAAAACGAUAGUAUUCUUGAUUCGUUGUUGGAGGUGCUGCGAGUGGAAGACCUUCAAACUAAUAAUGAGGCCUUUUUGUACUGCAUGGGAGCUAUUAAAUUCAUUUCUGGGAAUCCAAGAUUUCUUAAUGAAAUGAUCAACAAAGGUGCUGUUGAAAUACUGUUACAUUUGAUGAAACAGAUAAAUGAGAACAUGAGGAAAACUGGGACAUGUUCCUCCAACUCAGGACACUUGUUAGUGCAGAUGACUGCUACCAUGAGAAAUUUGGUUGAUUUACCACUGGCAAGGUGUAAAUUGUUGAACAACAGUGCCCUCCCAGAGCUCUGUGGGGUGAUGGAACAGUAUGCAAAUGAUAAGGAUGUCUGCACCAAUGUUGCUAGAAUAUUAAGCAAACUUUCUUCCUAUCACGACUGCUGUGCAGCCUUGGCUGACUAUUCCAGAUGUUAUUCCUUAUUUUUGAGCCUGAUAAACCAAUAUGAGAAGAAGCAGGAUUUAGUUGUUCGUAUUGUUUUCAUUCUUGGCAACCUAACUGCAAAAAAUAAUCAAGCCCGUGAACAGUUUUCUAAGGAGAAAGGCUGCAUCAAAACCCUAUUAUCACUAUUCAAUACUUACUAUGAAAUGGAUUUGAAUUCUAUGAAAAGGAUGGACGAAGGAGAAGAACAGAACAAGAAACACAAACAGCCCUCGGAGGUGGAAGAUGUCCUCAUAAAGGUGAUCCGAGUCCUGGCCAACAUAUCCAUUCAUCCCAGCAUAGGAGCGGCUUUGGCUGCGAACCAGCAAGUAGUGGCGUUACUGGUCACGACACUGGAAUAUAAAUCGAUUGAUGAAUGUGAGGAACUGGUCAUUAAUGCUACAGCAACAAUCAACAAUUUGUCUUUCUACCAAGUGAAGAAUUCCAUUAUUCAGGACCGAAAGCUGCGCAUCGCCGAAUUGCUCUUAAAGCUUCUAAUGAGCAGCAACAUGGAUGGAAUCCUGGAGGCUGUGCGAGUCUUUGGCAAUCUUUCCCAAUAUGAUGAGAUUUGUGACUUCAUUGUACAGAAAAAUGUCUACAAAUUUAUGAUUGCAUUGCUGGAUGCUAAGCACCAAGAUGUUUGCUUUUCUGCCUGUGGAGUUCUCCUAAACCUCACUGUCGACAAAGACAAGCGUGUAAUCCUAAAAGAAGGGGGUGGAAUUAAAAAGUUAGUGGAUUGUUUAAGAGACUUUGGACCUACGGAUUGGCAGCUGGCCUGCUUGGUUUGUAAAACAUUAUGGAAUUAUAGUGAAAAUGUCCCGAAUCCUUCGUCAUGUUUUGGAGAUGAGGACACCAGUGCACUCUUAGUCUUAUUGUCAUCAUUUUUAGAUGAAGAACUAGCAUUGGAUUAUAGUUUUGACAGAGACUUAAGAGACUAUCACAAACUUUAUUGGGAAACAGAAUUCAAACCUGUGGCACAGCAACUUCUUAAACGUAUUCAGAGCCAUCACACCUUCCUUGAACCUCUACCUAUUCCUUCUUUUUAAUAUGGUAAAAGUCUGGUAGGUGAUUAACAAUAUAAAGAUGAAUUCAAGUCGGGUCUUUUCAUAAAAAGUAAUAAAUUCAAAGACUUUUUCAUUAAUAAAUAUUGAACAAUUCAUUUAUCAUCAGGUACUGAUUUGUAGAGAGUAGAUGUAAAUGCAAUGAGCAGUUCCCACUGUAAUUGAUAUAUUAUGAAAAAUGAAUGUAAGCUGUCAUAAACUUUCUACUCUAAGAAAUUUAAGAUAAAAUGCUUUCAUUAUUUUUCUAAUGAAAUGAUUCUUCUGUUAAAAGACUUAAUAGUUCCAGUCUCUCAAAAUUCUUCUAAAUCUAAAUUCUUGACAGUUUGAUUUGUUCAUUACUAAAUGAGGUGGGCAUUGUAGACUAAAUCCUUUAAAUCUGGAUGUAGUACUAAAAUGGCAAUACAUUUUUAAACAAACACGUCAGCUAAUUUACACUUUAUCUGCAAGGAAUCCAUUUUCUGAUACAGUGGCUUGGGGGGGGGGGGGAGGCGUGCAAAAUCAUGUUAGGGUUAAAGCAAGGUCCAUAAGGAAAAAGGCUUUAAGUUUUGCUAUUGCUCCAUCCAAAUCAUUAAAUAUCCAUAAUGGGGCUGGGUGAACAAAGCCAACUGCCUUUCCUUUUGGUCACUUUGUUUACUCCCAUGCUGCUUUAUGUGGGGUGGGUUUGCUCUUUUGCUAAAUGCUAAAAACAGAAGAACCAAGACUAAUGUCUUUCCCUGUCUUUGUAAUACUAGUCAGGGGCAGCUAGGUGGUGCAGUGGAUAGUGCACCAGCCCUGGAGUCAGGAGGGCCUGAGUUCAAAUCCGGCCUCAGACACUUGACACUUACUAGCUGUGUGACCGUGGGCAAGUCACUUAACCCCAAUUGCCUCACAAAAACAAAAACAAAAAAAAAGUAACUGAGGGAAAAGAAAGUAACUAUCAUACUAGUCAACGAAAAGGUCCUAGAAAGAGGAAAAGCCACUUUAUCAAACUGCUUUGAAAAUGAAGCUUGAUUCUAGCUUUUAUUGGUCAUUCUGUCCACAACUCUGUUUUUAACAAAUCACCAGAGUAGUGGCCUGGUUAACAAACUCCAGUUUGUAUGGGGCCAUCUUCUCUCAGACUAAACUGGAACAUGAGACCUGUUAGAAGGAACCCAAGUCCUAGAGUUCCUCUAGAUAGGGUAAGAUACCAGACUUGGAUCCCAGGGACUGAAUGGGCUUUUGUGGAAUGUGGAGAAGAGACCAUGAAGAGUUCUGGAAGUGUAUUGGUCUUAUUAUGUGGAACUUCAAGUAAUGGAAGAAUAUUUAGUCAGUGCCUAACCUAUGGAGGCAGCCAUGGCUCUACCAAUAAUCUGGAUGAUGUUGGACAUGUUUCUGGGUCUUAGCUUCCCUAUCUAAAAAAAAAAAAAGAUGCAUGUGUAUAGUGGGGGGGGGGGGAGUUAAAAUAGAUCAUUUUAAAGAUCCCUCCAGUUCUGUGACUGACAUUUUACUCAGUGUAACUUAGAUAUCAGAUUCUGAGCCUUACCGUACUCUUAGUAGAAUUACUUGGCCAAAGUCUGAGCAGUCAGUUUGUCCCUUCCAAAACAUUCCCAAGGCCAGAAUCUUCACGUGAGGAAAUCUCCUUUAACAAAGGCGAACUAUUAAAAUGGCAUAUAAUUUUCAGACUUUUUUUUUCUAAAAUAGAUUCCAUAAUAAGAUUCUUACAUAAUCAUUUUUACUGCUAAGAAUAUCUUCCUAGGUUCAUAAAUCUCAAGGGAAAAAACAUUAAAUUCAUAUGAGUGUUGGGCUUAUGCUCGAGAAACGGGGCGGAGGGGAUGAAGUCACUUCUGCCCUCCAUUGACCCUUUCCCCUGGUGCCAUUUGUAGGCAAACUGACAAGAACUGUGAUGAUGGAGGAAGGCAUUUCUAUUUACCAGCUUGAUCUGUUUUCAGUAAUUUUCCUGUGAUGUCUAAACAACCGGAAGAAUUAAAUUCCAUUGGAAUUUUAAAAUUGGCUUAGGUGAAACCAAGGACAGGACUGUCAUUGCCAUUUAUACUGAAACGUUUAACUUAGUCACUAGCACCUGGUUUUGGCCUUAUGACAAAUGGAAAAUUAAAGAGGUUUUUUCUCAUCUCUUUUCCUGAAAAACCUUAGAAAUGCUCUUUCCAUGGUUACCUUGGAAGAAAACCUUUUUCUUCAUACAGAAUAUUCUCUAGGGUGGAAAGCCAUUAUUCCCUUUCCCAGUUUUGUCUGUUAACUAUUAGAUUAGAGUAACAUUAGAAAUCGUGUGUUUGGUUUAGGGAAAAACUAUUACUGUGUAACAGGAAGCACCUGGGACAGCUUUUUUUUUUUUUAAUUCAUAUUGCACAUACUGUUCAGGUACUGAAAACGUUUUGAUAUUAAUGGUGAGAGAGAAAUUCCAAUAAUCAGUUUUUCAAGUAAGCUGCUUAAAGCAAAGUGGAUAAAAGUUGUAGCAGUUGACCCCUCUAUUAUUCAGCCUUGUGUCCUUUUGUUGCAUAAGCUUAGGCCCAAAAAUGUUCUGUCUCUUCACUAGUUAUUUUGGGGCACGAGACAGAUAACAUAUAAACUGCUAAAACAAACUAGCUAGCUAGUUUGUCUCACCACAAAUGUUUUACUUGCAAUUACCAAGUAGCUGAUUGAAGGAAGGAUAAAUGGGUAGGACCUACUGAAAAUGAGCUUACCUGGAAAAGAGGGAUCUUUCUGCCGCUAAGUGUAAAAAGAUGAUCUUUAUACUUAAAACCCAAUUCUCUGAUAAUAAUGUACCUGUAUAUUUAUUUUUUUUACACUUUGUGCCAUCAGUGUAUUUUCCUAAUUUAAUCUAUUUACUACUUUCUCAAAUCUCUUCCUUCGCUAGUGUGUAAGCUCCAUUGAGGGCAUGGACGUCUGCCCCAGACUAUACCGCAUUUCUAUAUGGACACUCUGAACAUAAAAUAAGUUGUUUCUUGAUGGAGGGCUACAAUAUAACUGAAUUUCAACUCUGUUGCACAGAUCUGAUUGAUGUUGGCUUUAUUUUUGCUCCUAACAGUUUUAUUUUUAGCUUUUAAAAAUAUAAUGCAAGCAAGGGUUCAUUUCAGACAACCCAAGAAUAAUUCCCAAAGAAAGAAUUUUAACAUCAUCAGAAAGGUGCACACAUCUCUGAUUUCACUAGAAUGGCUACAGCUUUUUAUUCCAGGCCUGGUUUACUACUAUCAGAGAGGAAAAAUUCAUCUGCAACUGGCUGUUUAGCAGAGAUGUGCACGGUGCCACUGAAGGAGUAAUUUUGUUUACCAUAUGAAUAUUGAAAGACUCAAAACAAUGGUUUUAAGGAAAUGAAAUGUGAAAAAUAAAAGUCAGUGCCCGUUGUCUACCAAGUAGUUCUCAAACUCCUUUGCCUGACAUUCAAGGUCCUCAGUAUGGCUUCACCUCCUGAUUCCCUUCCUAUACUCUGCACUCCAGCUCAGAUGGGCUCCAAAUCCCCAUCCCUCCAUUCCUUUUGACCUACUGCAUUCCUGCUCUUCCUUUCAAGUGCACAUUCCCUUUAGACCUCUAGAGUACUUUGUUUUGCAACUCUCCGAUGCACUGAUGUCUUAUUAUGUAUGAUAAGUGGUGUGUUUGUGCCUUAUCCUAGUAUUAGACUGGAAGCUCCAAGAGAGCAGGGCCUUUGUCUUAACUCAGCUUUGUAUCUUUCCCUAGCAAAGUGCUCUGCACACAGUGGGUAUUUAAUACAUUUCUGUUAAAUGAAUGAAUAAAGUGAGAUAAAA